AGAUUAGAUAACAGGUAUAAAAAUUCCUCGCUGUGAGGGUGGUGAGGCACUGGUACAGGCUGCCUAGAGAAGCUGUGGCUGCCGCAUCCCUGGAGGUGUUCAAGGCUGGGCUGGAUUGAACUCUGAGCAAUCUGGUCUAGUGCAAGGUGUCCCUGCCCAUGGCAGGAGGUCAGAAUGAGAUUAUUUAUAAGGUCCCUUCCAACCUGGGCUAUUCUGUGACUCUGACUGCACAAGGCUUCUGCAGGGAUGUGAACUGAGCUAAAAGUCUGCAGCUUGCCAGUAUCAUCUGUGACACAGAGAGCAGGAAAUUACCGUGCUCUCCCCUGGGGAGGCUAAGACCCCUGCUCCUGCCCUCGGGAGACUGCAAAGCUGUACCUGCCACAGAGUAUCAGUGUGUGUGUCUGCCAGGUGGGAGGCUUGGGCUUCCUUCCCAGUCUGAGAUCCUGACCUGGUGUUGUGAUCCUGUGGUGAUCUAGUGGCUUUAUUGUCUGGCCCUGUGUGUUUGCACUGAUUUGGGUACUCUGAAGACUAACCCCUUCCUUGCCCCAGGGUGAGGAAGUGGUUUCCAGUCAGGUGUGCAUUGGGAGUAACUGUAUUUUGGCUUUGAAUGGCUCACCUGCCUUUGCUUUUGCACCUUGAGCCAGUCACUGCCACGGUGGGCUGGCAGGGGUGGGUGUCCCCAUCCCAGUGCAAGGUCUGCUGGCCGGUGGUGGUACCGGUGGCAGUGAUGCCUCACUCAGAGAGGCAAUCAUGGGGUGCAGGCAGCAGCCAAAGCAGUAGCUGAGGGGGAGAAGAGGGGUGAGAGAAGAGCCCCUGGCACCUCGGGGCUCUAACAAGCACCUUUUCAUCGGGCAUGAAAAGUCCUUUGGCCUGCGUUCAUGACAGCUGCCCUUUGUCUGUGGGCAUGAUGUGAAGCCACCAUUGUGGAGGGGGAGCACACAGGGAGGGCUUGUACCUUGCUUCCAGGCUGCCAGGACGUGCAGUUUCCCUGUGAACGCAAAGCGAGCUGUCGGAGCAAGUGAGUCAGGCUGGCAGAGGGGAGGCCGGGGGUGGCAGCCCCGCUGUUGCCGGCUCAGGCCCCUGCUUCCCGCACCUCCGGAGCCACUGCCGGCCGAGAGGGGAUGGAGCUCUCGGCCAAUUGGGCGCUGAUCUGAAGCGAGGGGGGGAAAUCUGCUUCUCCCCCACCCCCCCCCUCCCACCUCCGCGCUGGGGCUGUGAUUCAGUUCCCCUCCCCCAGCCCACCCCCACUGCUUGGAGGCUGACAGUUGGAGCCGCAGCCUGCCGGAGCCCCGGAGCUGUUUUCUAAGCCGUGCAAGAGAGACUCAGGGAUUUAUUCACAGUUCCUCAGUGCCUGCUGUGUCCCGGGCCGGAUGCGCACGGACAUGGAGAGUGCCAGCCUCCAGCGACCCGCCUGGAAAUGGCAAGUACUGAGUUUGUUUUUGCUCUGCGGCUGGGGCUGGGUCUCCGGGCAGAUCCACUACUCGGUAGUUGAGGAGUCAGAGUUGGGAACCGUGGUGGGGAACGUGGCCCGGGACCUGGGCUUGAAGGUGGAGGAGCUGCCAGGUCGCAGGCUGCGCCUGGGCUCAGAGGAGAGCUUGCGCUACUUCGCCGUGCGCCUGGACAGCGGCGCGCUGGUGGUGAGCCAGCGGCUGGACCGCGAGCGUCUGUGCGGAGCAGCUGCCAGCUGCGUGCUGUCGGUGCAGGUGGUGACAGAGAACCCCCUGCAGCUCUUCCGCCUGGAAGUGGAGAUCCUGGAUCUGAAUGACAACUCCCCGAGCUUCCCCACCGCUCACCGCACCCUGCGCAUCGCCGAGUCUGCCACGGUGGCUGCGCGCUUCCCCCUGGAGAGCGCGCAGGACCCCGACGUGGGCACCAAUGCUGUGAGCUCCUACCGGCUGAGCCCCAACUCCCACUUCUCCCUGGAUGUCAAGCAGCAGCCGGAUGGCAAACUCUUCCCGGAGCUAGUGCUGGAGCGUGCCCUGGACCGGGAAGAGCAGCCAGAGGUGCAGCUGGUGCUGACGGCCGUGGACGGGGGAAGCCCAGCGCGCUCGGGCACGGCACAGAUAACGGUCCAGGUCCUGGAUGUCAAUGACAAUGCACCCAUCUUUGACCGCACCACAUACAGGGUGAAAGUCCCGGAGAACACACCUGUGGGGGCUGUGCUCCUGCGGGUCAAUGCGUCUGACCCCGAUGAGGGUCCCAAUGGGGAGACACAGUACUCCUUCGGGGUUCACACCUCCGACUCCGUGCGGAGGCUCUUCACCCUGGAUCCCCGCUCCGGCGAGGUCCGGGUGAGCGGGGCCCUGGACUUUGAGGAAUCGCGUUUCUAUGAGAUCUAUGUGCGAGCCCACGACGGAGGGGUCCCGGAGAUGGAGGGCAAUUGUGUGCUGCAGGUACAAGUGGAGGAUGCCAAUGACAAUCCCCCGGAGGUGCUGCUCACCUCCCUGUUGAAUCCGGUGCCAGAAGACACCCCACCGGAGACUGUUGUGGGGCUCUUCAAUGUGCGGGACCGAGACUCGGGGGCCAAUGGGGAUGUGAGUUUGGAGAUCUCCCCCGAUGUGCCUUUUGCCAUCAGGUCCCUUCAGAACCACUUCUCCCUGGUCACCCAGAAGAGCCUGGACCGAGAGUCUACCUCACAGUACGCAGUGGAGCUGAUUGCCCAGGAUGGUGGUUCUCCUGCCCUCACCACCACACUCACGCUGCUCCUCAAUAUAUCUGAUGUGAAUGACAACCCCCCACGCUUCUCACAGCCCUCCUACGAUGCCUUUCUCCAGGAGAACAACCCGCCUGGCUCCCUGCUGUGCACCGUCUCUGCCACAGAUCCUGACGAUGGGGUUAAUUCCCGGCUUGUUUACUCCAUAGAGAGUGGCCAAGUGCAGGAUGCCCCCAUCUCUUCCUUUGUCCACAUCAACCCUGACAAUGGAAACCUCUAUGCUCAGCGCACCUUUGACUUCGAGCUGCUGCAAGUUCUGCCAGUGUCUGUGGUCGUGAGGGACUCGGGGUCCCCCCCUCUCUAUGCCAAUGUUACCGUCUACAUCUUUGUGCUGGACCAGAAUGACCACCCCCCCACCAUCCUGCACCCUGCCAGCGACAGCGAUGUGCUGGCACCCCAGAGGGUCCCACUGUCUGCCCCACCGGGCUACCUGGUGGCCAAGGUGACAGCAGUGGAUGCAGAUGCUGGGCACAAUGCCUGGCUCUCGUACCGACUGUUGCCGCAGUCCACCGACCCCUCCUUGUUCCAUGUGUCGCUGUACACCGGGGAGGUGCGGACGGCGCGGGCCUUCCAGGACAGCGACAUGGCGGUGCAGCAGCUCGUUGUCCUGGUGACAGACAACGGUGACCCUCCGCUCUCCACCACUGCCACCAUCACUGUGGCCCUGGAGGAAGCAGUCCUGGAAGAGAGCUUCAAGCCUCAGGAUUUCCUGGCUGGGGCCAAGGAGAAGCCGGACCUGACCUUCUACCUGAUCAUCGCUCUGGCAGCAAUCAGCACAGUGGCACUGGCCACCGUCACCCUCCUAGCUGCCCGGUGCCUCCGGCGCAGGGGCCGUGCCGCCGUCUCACCCUACUGCUGCUGCUGGCUCAGCGAGUCGCCCUCCCGGGACUUCUGCAAGCACCCCAGCCCCAAGCUCCAGCUCAGCUCCGACGGCACCCUUAAGUACAUGGAGGUCACGCUGCGACCCACCGACUCCCCGUCCCAGUGCUACAGCACCUGCUUCUCCCCCGGCUCCGAGCGGAGCGACUUCACCUUCCUGCGGCCCUGCCCAACCCCCGCCACGCUGCCGAGGGAGAGCGGGGCUUUCCUGCCCGCCGCCGGCACGCUGCGGGACCGCGGCCAGCAAGCUCAGCCUAACACAGAUUGGCGCUUCUCUCAGACCCAGAGACCUGGAACAAGUGGCUCCCAGAAUGGAGAGGAAGCUGGAGCCUGGCCCAACAACCAGUUUGACACGGAGGUGCUCCAAGCCAUGAUCCUGGCUUCAGCCAAUGAAGGUGCCGAUGGUAACUCGACCCUGGGCGGCGGCAAUGGCACGAUGGGGCUGAGCGCUCGCUACGGCCCCCAGUUCACCCUGCAGCACGUCCCCGACUACCGGCAGAACGUCUACAUCCCGGGCAGCAAUGCCACCCUCACCAACGCCGCCGGCAAGCGCGACGCCAAGAGCGCCGCCCCCGCCGGGGGCAACAAGAAGAAAUCCGGGAAGAAGGAGAAGAAGUAGUGAAGAAGAAGAAGGAGACCUUAGAGCUACAGGGCAGCCGGCUCCAGCACUCCCCCAAAACCACAGCCCAGGCCGGAGGACGAAUGUGAAUUUUUUUUUUUGUGGUGCAAAAGCAGGAAAUGCUGCGAAUGUAUCUCGUCAUCAUCAGAGCUGAGAGCAGGGGCUCGCUGCUCUCAGGUCUCGUGAUGAAAACCAAUCCGGAAUCUAAACCGAACGCAAACAAGUGCCCUGUGAAUAAUGUUUUGUACAAUCCCUCGGGUAUUCGAAUAUGCAAGGGCAGAAGGUCUUUUGCCAUGUCUUUGGAUCCAAUUUGCUCCCAGGUAGUCCAAGAAAGGCACAAGGCUUGUGCUCGGCUUCGCCCAGUGUAAAUAAUUUUAAUGUGGAUCUUUUAAUUUAUAGCCCUUCGGCUGUUUUUUGGAAAGGAAAAGGAAGUUCUUAGCUUAGAGCCCAUGCUCCAGUUCCUUGCUGUUAAAUUUUCCAUUCGUAAAAUUCACCCCCAGCCAAUGAUAGCGAUGGAUUUUGGAAUUUGGGAGUUGGUAGGGAGUGCUUCAGUUCCUGCUUACCUGUCAUCUGAAAAAACAACAAAAAAAAGUGUUUAUAUUGCAUGAGUCAAAGGGAAUAUGGCAAAGCUGCAUCCUAAGCAUUUUUAAUUUUUUUUUUUUUAAGUGUAACCACUAAUGGCCUGAAAUAUGAUAAGGAAAAAGCCCUCCAGCUGUGUGAGAGUCAGGGAAUUCCAUGAGGAGCACGCCGAGGUGUGCGGCAGCUGCCCCGGCAGUUCUAGGGGUCUCCGAAGAGCAGACACAUCUCAGUCCUUCUUUGCAGUAAAUAUUUAUAUGUACAGUCGAUGUUCUUAUGGAAUUAAGGCUAAGAGAGCCUCGCUCCCCGCGGCCAGGCCUGGCCGGGUGACCCGGGGACGACGCUUCACUGUCUGCACACGGUGUCUGCAUGCACGUCCCUCACCUCACAGCUGCACUGGCGCAGCAGCCCCACGGACCCGCACAGCCCCCGCAUGCCCGCGUGGGGUGCCCUGGGAGGGGUGGGAGGGGGUGGGAUGGCUCAGGUGGGCUGGGGAAACUCAUUAUUGCUUCUAGUUCGGGCCCCAAAGGUUGUUUGGGGUGGUCGGGCGGUUCCGGGGGUCUCGCCCAAAGGGGGAUCCGCGGAGCUGCCGCUGCAUGGCUUUGGUGCAGAGUUGGUGGCUGAGUAAGUGAUGGUUGUUUCGGUGGCGUUUGGGGACCAGAUCCAGACAAGGGACCCAAGAGCAGGGGGUGACGCUGCGAAAUGGGGGGCGGUGAUUGGGGCCGUGACACACGGGGCCAGCCCGGAGGAGGAGGCGAUGCUCCCGCUGGCUUUGGGCUUUGUACCCUGCGGGGAGAAUGGAAGCAUGAGGAUUAGAGUUUCUCCAUGUGCCCAUCACCAAAGCACCAGGCCAGCUUCCCAUAGCAAAGCAGCUCUGACCCCCGGGAGAGGCAGGUGGGGGCUUUGUGUAGCCAGAGCCAGGAGAGGAGCUGUGGGGUGGCCCGGGAGGGGACACACCGAGUUUCCCAGGGGGGUGUGUGUUGUUUUUUUCCUUUUUUAAUCACUAACACGUAACUCACCCGAGCAGAUCCAGCCCUUUCAGCCAGGCUCUCCCCACCCCUGCCCCCUCCCCACACCAGGGCAGCAGGAGCAUCCCUCGUGUUUCAUCGGGAUCCAGCCACCUCCGUUGCUGGCUGCACUGGGAGCGGCUCCCACCCUGUCCCCUGCAGCUGCCACCUGCCCCUCCCCUCCCCAAAAUGCUGUAGCUGAAUCGUAGUCUUUAUAUUUUCUUUUUAAUCUGCAAUCUGAGGUAGCGUAGUGAGUGUCGUGUAUUUAGUGGCGUGUUAUUUUUAAUUGCAGUAACUAACUUGUGGACAUCAGUAUUUUCAAUUUUCUCUGUAUCUUCUUUCCAAGUGGUCUGUGCUCCGAGUGUGCGUGAAAUGAAACACGUUUGCCCUUUCAAUGUGUCUAAUAUUGAAUUAUACUUAUAUAUUAUAUAUAUGCUUAUAUCCUUCUUAUACCCAUAUAGACCAAUGUCGAUGUGUUACACGCAAGUUUUAUACUCUAAUAUUUAUAUUGCUUUUUUUCUUUGGGAAAAAAAAAUAAUAAAAUGGUUUCUUCUGAA
Passer domesticus (house sparrow) is the source of this 6351-nucleotide messenger RNA. Its product is annotated as protocadherin gamma-C5-like. Lineage: Eukaryota; Metazoa; Chordata; Aves; Passeriformes; Passeridae. The transcript has 4 exons. The coding region runs from base 1371 to 4211 and encodes 946 amino acids. Gene Ontology annotation, cellular component: plasma membrane. Gene Ontology annotation, molecular function: calcium ion binding. Gene Ontology annotation, biological process: homophilic cell-cell adhesion. The record is from RefSeq and is a predicted model, not a curated record.